ACACGGGGUUACAUCAGAAACAAUCAGAAACAUGCCGUUUUUUAUUAGACAGCCUCUAUAUUCCCAAAUUUUAAUUAAAUCUUAUUGAAAUUGUAUUAACACGAAUUUAAUUUGAAUUAUGAGCAUUUCUAUGAGAGUAUUGCGGUGCAUGCCGUCGUUUGUUUUGCGGCGGAAUGCGUGCCGGCGGAGUCUGAGCUCAUCCACGAGCCUCUGGCACAAGGUGGACAUCAAGAAUGGGCCGGGACUACAGCACUUCAUCGCCAACAGCGUGUCCCCGUCGACCCAACAGGAGAUCGACACUUCAGUGGUGGACAUUCCCUACAUCGACAAUGUAAGCGGCGACGGACAAAAAGUGUACUUCGAUGUGUACGGGUGCCAGAUGAACGUGAACGACACAGAGGUGGUGUGGUCGAUCCUGCAGGCCAAGGGCUACGAGAAGACGGACGAGUUGCUGCUGGCCGACGUCAUCCUAGUGGUGACGUGCGCCAUCAGGGAGGGCGCCGAGACUAAGGUGUGGAACCAGCUGCGAAACUACCGCGGCCUCAAGAAGAAGCGGAACAGGGACAGACCGCCCUUGCGCAUUGGUGUCCUUGGCUGCAUGGCCGAGCGGCUGAAGGAGCAGCUGAUUGAAAAGGAGCGCUCCGUGGACAUCGUAGCCGGACCUGACAGCUACCGCGACCUGCCGCGCCUGCUGGCCCUCAGCAGGGAUAGACACACCGCUGUCAACGUCAUGUUGUCGCACGAUGAGACCUACGCUGACGUCAUGCCCGUUCGGCUCGACCAGAACUCGAAAACUGCCUAUGUCUCAAUAAUGCGUGGCUGUGACAAUAUGUGUACUUAUUGCAUCGUUCCAUUCACGCGGGGAAGGGAACGGUCGAGGCCCAUCUCGUCCAUCGUCGACGAGAUCCGCUAUUUGUCCCAGCAGGGCAUCAAAGAGGUCACGCUUCUAGGCCAGAACGUGAACAGCUAUCGCGAUUUAUCUGAGCAGCAGCACUUUGUGGCGGCUGACACGAACAUGGCCAAAGGCUUCAAGACUGUGUACAAACCAAAGAAGGGUGGCCGAAGGUUCGCAGACCUGCUCGACAGGGUCGCCUCCAUUGACCCCGAAAUGCGGAUUCGCUUCACCUCGCCACACCCCAAAGACUUUCCAGAUGAGGUGUUGGAGGUGAUCAGGGAGCGGACGAACGUGUGCAAGCACCUGCACCUGCCGGCGCAGAGCGGCUGCAGCAGCGUCCUUGAGCGGAUGCGGCGUGGCUACACGCGCGAAGCGUACAUCGAUCUGGUCCAGCACAUCAGGGAAAUGGUUCCAAAGGUGUCGUUUUGUUCCGACUUUAUCUGCGGCUUCUGUGGAGAGAGCGAGGAAGAUUUCGAGGAGACAAUUACGCUGAUGCGCAACGUAGUGUACAACUGGAUGUUCAUCUUUAUGUACAGCCUGCGCGAGAAGACGACCGCCCACCGGCGCCUGCAGGACGACGUACCAGAAGAGGAAAAGAGGCGUCGCAUUGAGAUCAUGCACCAGACUAUGCGCAUGAUCACGGAGCAGACCAACAAGGCGCAACUCGGAACUAGACAGCUCAUCCUUGUCGAAGGGGCGAGCAAGAGGUCGCGCCAGGUGCUGGCGGGCAGGAACGAGGCCAACAUUAAAGUCAACUUUCCUGCCGGCUUGCUGCCGAUGUCGCCAGACUCUCAGGAGAGAAGACCUGUCGAGCCAGGGGACUAUGUUGUUAUUGAGGUGACGAAUGCGAAUUCGCAGUGCCUGCAAGGAGUAGGUGUGCACCACAGCAGCGUGCGGGAGUACGGCAGCUCGCCUGUGGGCCCCAGCUCCGAGGAAUUAGAACGAUUGCGUGAAGUAUUGGCAGUGUCAUGAACGGAAAUAAGAUCUCGUCUAUAUUCGCAUUAAAUAAAAAUUGUUUAUAUAAAUUUAA
Cloeon dipterum is the source of this 1925-nucleotide messenger RNA. Its product is annotated as CDK5RAP1-like protein. The coding region runs from base 119 to 1867 and encodes 582 amino acids. Gene Ontology annotation, molecular function: 4 iron, 4 sulfur cluster binding; methylthiotransferase activity. The transcript is spliced from 9 exons. The record is from RefSeq and is a predicted model, not a curated record. Gene Ontology annotation, cellular component: mitochondrion. NCBI's taxonomy places the organism in Eukaryota, Metazoa, Arthropoda, Insecta, Ephemeroptera, Baetidae. Gene Ontology annotation, biological process: tRNA modification; negative regulation of cyclin-dependent protein serine/threonine kinase activity.